Messenger RNA from Canis lupus familiaris (dog), 3338 nucleotides. It is a transcript of the gene SAMD10, whose product is annotated as sterile alpha motif domain containing 10. The coding region runs from base 1175 to 1957 and encodes 260 amino acids. Gene Ontology annotation, cellular component: cytoplasmic side of plasma membrane. The transcript is spliced from 4 exons. The record is from RefSeq and is a predicted model, not a curated record. Gene Ontology annotation, biological process: cell surface receptor protein tyrosine kinase signaling pathway. Gene Ontology annotation, molecular function: protein binding. Lineage: Eukaryota; Metazoa; Chordata; Mammalia; Carnivora; Canidae.
CCUCUGCCUCUGCCCCUGACCCGGCCAGCCCACUCCGCCAGGCCCUGCAAGGCGAGGCCGAGUGGCUCUGGAACCUGUGCCCUGAAAGAUGCCAGCUUAGAAUAAGUCUUUUUCCGUGAUAUCAGAAACCUCAUCCAGGCAGGGACCGCACCAGGCACACCCUCUAUUUGAUCCUGGACCUCAAAUUUAGAGUCACCUGGGGUCAUCCAAUUCCGAAAAGUUGCAAGUAUGAAGACGGCGUGCUGAAUCGGAGGAAUCUGAAGGGCUAGAAGGGGGAAGUGAUGGGUUUUCCCCAUGGCUGAGAACUCCUGGGCACACAGCCAACCCCUCCCUGCCCUCAGCUGGGGGCACUGGGUUGUGUCCAUGGAAGGCAGGGUCUCUCAUUCUAGGGCUGAGAGCCAGGGAGGCGAGGGCCCUGGCCGAGAACCUGCUUCUGCCUGCCGAGUUGGGGCCUAGGUGCUGUAAAGAUGAAGGCGAGCCUGGGCCCAGCUUCCUGUCUCUCCCCAGGGCUCUACUGGCUGUGGACACCACACAGAGCCUUUCUCCAUCCACCCAGCCAGCCAGCCACAGUGUUCCUGGGCACCUGCUGUGUGCCCAGACCUGUGCAAGGGUCAGGAGGCCAUUGUUAGGGUGUCUGCCCUCCCGUGACCUAUGUGAGCAACGAGCCCAGGAAGGACAGCGAAACUAAAACUUGAGGAGUGUAAUGAAGUCUGUGGAAAGAAAGCGCCAGGUGUCCCCGUGGCUCCCCGAGCUCAUGGCUGGCCCCUGCACACCUGUGCUGAGCAGCCCAUGUCCGCUGGAUGCCCACCCACGGGAGCUGUCCUGGGCCAAGGGCCCUGCGACAGGUGGCAGAGCAGGGUUCCCGGGGUGGCUUGCCUGCAGUUCAUUCAGGCUUCCCGCCGAGGGGUUGGCAGGUGAGCACCGCACGGCAGGAGCCACGUCUCAAACGCCAGGUAUGGCUGCAGAGUUGGGGUGCCGUCAGUGGCGAUGGCAGGCAGCAUUCUCGGGGACGCCGUGACGCAGGGCCUCCCAGGACAGAGGGGCCGCAGCGUGCCCUGGUCUGGCUCAGCGUGCGUCAGCCUAGAGCGAGGGUGAGACGAGGCCUGUCUCAGGGUAGCUCCUCACCAGACUGUGAACCUUAGGCUCCCCGGUGGGCACACUGUCUCUCGAACCUAUGCGGAACCCCUCGUGCUCCCCAGAGCACGGCCAGUGCGCCCAGAAGAGGAAGGAUGCUCCCAGGCCAUCAGCUUUGGGCUGGGCGGGCUACGCAGGACCGUUCUUGCGCACUUCCUUCCUGUCCCUGGGGGCUUGGGGCCCCCCGAUUGGGAAAAGGGGCCUCGUGUUCAAGGGAAGAUGGGUUGAGCAGGGAGUUGGUUUGCAGAGAGACGAUCCUCUGGCCCCGGCCCUGACCGCCCUGACCAGGCGCCCAUGCCCCGCAGCCACUGCACACUUCAGCUUCUGCCGAACCCUCCUGGAGCACACGGUGUCCGCUGAGAGCAUCCCCUGCCACCUGCCUCGGACGCCAGGCACCAGCCUCACAUGGCACGACUCCCGUAGCCAGAGGGCCGCUGGUGGCCGGCCGGUCAAGCUCCUGCAGCAGCCUGGCACAGAGGCCCCCCAGGGCCGGAUGUACUCUGACCACUAUGGCCUGUACCACACGAGUCCCUCCCUGGGCGGCCUGACGCGGCCUGUGGUCCUGUGGAGUCAGCAGGACGUGUGCAAGUGGCUCAAGAAGCACUGUCCCCACAACUACCUCGUCUACGUGGAGGCCUUCUCCCAGCACGCCAUCACAGGCCGGGCGCUGCUGCGGCUGAACGGGGAGAAGCUGCAACGGAUGGGGCUGGCGCAGGAGGCACAGCGACAAGAGGUGCUGCAGCAGGUGCUACGCCUGCAGGUGCGCGAGGAGGGGCGGAGCCUGCAGCUGCUCAGCCAAGCCUCCUUUGGAAACGCGUCCUAGCUGCUGCCUGAAGCUUGAACCCCAGACCCCAGCACUGUGACCAGAGCCCGUGGCAAGGACGAUGCAGGGCUGGCACACAGCCCCUCUCGGACCCCGCCAGAGGCUCCAGGGGCCGAGCCCAGCCCGAUGGACAGGUGGGACCAGGAUUGCCAUCUCUGGUUGUGCAUUCUGGGCUGUGAGCAGGUGGGGGCUGCUUGGGUGUGGCCCUUCCUCGCAGGACCUGAGCCCAGAUCCACCCUCUGGUGCUGCUGGCAGCAUGUGGGGCAGCCACCUGGAGCCAGAGCAGGUCUGGUUAUCCCCCUAGACUCCCAGGGAGUCUGUUUAUUAUUUAUAUUCCCCUCACCCACACUCGUGUCUGUGCCCCCCAUGCCUGCCGAGUCACGCUUCCUCUGGGCGUCCCGCCUCCGCCACGGCAAGAGGUCUGGGUCUGCCCAUCUGUCCAGUUCUACACCCUCACCCGGCCCCUAGAGGAUUGCUGGCCCAGGUGGGAUACACUGUGGAGGCUCCCUUAGACGAGCGCCCUGCCCCCGCCCCCCCACAGUCCGCGGCAUCAGCACCCACCUGACGUGCCACGCCACGCACUGUCUCGCGUUGUUUCUGAGACCCUCACCACACCCCCGUCCAUUCCCAGGAACUGAAGCAAGAGAGGUCUGGGGAUUGCUCAGGGGCCCGAGACCUAACGGCAGCAUGAGGACCCGGGGAUUAGGAUUAGGCUCAGCCACGUCUCCACCUUGGGUCUGGGAGUCCCGUUCCUGCUCCCCCCACAUUCCUGGAGGCUGCCUCUGACGCAUAGUUGGGGGCCUGUGUAGUCUCACCGCUCCUUUACCUGGAAAAUCCUGUCCCGAGGGCUGCGCCCUUCACACCCACCCACCAGAGACCCAGCCAGCACCUGAGCAAUGACCCCGUGGGCCACAGGGCCCAAGGCUUGGGACUGGGGCUGCCCAGCAGAGGCACAGUGAGGGGGUCCUGGCGGCCCCACCCACUUGCUCCUCUGGCCUCCUACUCCUCUAGGAUCUCUGAGUCUCAGGGACAGAUGAGGCCGAGCCUCCAGCCUCUUCUCUGUGCCCUGAGCCAGCCUCUGGAUGGGAGGUUGGUUGUUGCAGGUCCUGAGUGGACAGGACAACUGGCCUGGUGCCCCCCGCCUAAUCCUGCUGGUGCAGACAGGAAGCCCCCGUGUCCUGUCUGGUCACACUGCCCGUCCCUGCCCACCUUGUGCCAUCACAACGUUGUCUGUUCGGAGGGUCCUUCCUGUCACUGCCCCCACCUGCUCCCUCUCCUGUCUCCUCCCCCCCCAUGCCCCCAUGCUCUUGUCUUGUCUUUUUUGUUUGCGCUUUUUUAUAUUCUGACAAAAAGACCAGAAAUAAACCUGGUUCUCAAGUGC